UAUUAUUUGAACGGCGUGGUUGGCAUGGUGGUGUCCGUUCUUGGGUUGGUGGGCAACUUGAUGUCUGGCGCCGUGUUGACACGCCGCUCCAUGAGCCACAGCUCCACAUACAGCUACCUCACCGCUCUCGCCGUCACCGAUUUUUUCUUCGUGUUGUCGACGGUUUUCCUGCAAGUGACAGACUCCAUCCCCCCCUCAGCAACAGAACUUCUAUCGGGCACAGGACCUCAGCACUUCCUGAUCUACCUCCACGCUUACUACUUCCCGUACUUGCAUCCUACAGCUUUCACGCUUCAAGUUGUCUCCGUUUGGUUGACCGUCAUCUUUACGCUGGAUAGGUACAUCAUGAUAUGCCAUCCCUUCAAAUCUUCAAAAUACUGCAGCGUACAGUCGGCCAGGAGAGUCAUCGUCGUCAGCAUAGUCUGCUGUUUUCUGUUCAAUUUGCCAAAAUAUUUUGAGUACAAGACCGUCUUCAUAAACAACCAGACAUAUGACGUCAUCAACACGUCAUCAACAUCUUUCUUAUCCAACUUCACCAUACAAAUUGACGUGACGGAGUUCGGCGCCAGCAGUGGAUUCAAAACAUUGUAUCAUUUCGGUUUCUAUUUGGUCUUUGUGUCGGGACUUCCAUUCGUCGUGCUAUUCGUCUGCAACAUGGUCCUCAUGUUCGAAGUCCGAAGCUCCUACAAACGAGGUCUGCAGUUGAAUUCCAGUGAGAGACGAAGGGUGGAUACGAACGUCAUGCUCAUCGGAGUCGUCGUCGUCUUCUUCUUUUGCCAGACACCGGCGCUCUUCAGCAAUAUAGAUUUGAGUUUUCUUAAUGAGUGCCUUCCAAUCUUCGUGCUGAACGAGGUGGCCAACCUGAUGAUCCUCACGAACUCGUCCAUCAACAUCGUACCUUACUACUUCUUCGGCAAGAAGUUCAGGGAGGAGUUCCUGCAAGUCGUCUGUUGCUUCAACUAUUCACACAGCCGCCACAACAGCAACAACAACAACCACUGCAACAACAACAACAACAACUCGAGAAAAAACUCAAACAUGGAUAUUCAAAAUUGUUUGAAAAUUGAUCAGGAUAUUGAGUGA
Messenger RNA from Helobdella robusta, 1083 nucleotides. RefSeq lists its product as hypothetical. Gene Ontology annotation, biological process: G protein-coupled receptor signaling pathway. NCBI's taxonomy places the organism in Eukaryota, Metazoa, Annelida, Clitellata, Rhynchobdellida, Glossiphoniidae. Gene Ontology annotation, molecular function: G protein-coupled peptide receptor activity. The transcript has 3 exons. The record is from RefSeq and is a predicted model, not a curated record. Gene Ontology annotation, cellular component: membrane. The annotation marks the transcript as partial.